CGUUGUUUAAGCACGGUUCGACUCUCGCAAAUAGAAUUGUACAUUUCAGAAGCUAAAAGACAAUCUUGUAAGUUAAAAAGAAUGUUUGUAAUAUCUUUAGUUUAUGGUGAUAAAUUAUUGCUGUGGAAGGGCGGGGUGCAAUGAUUUAUUAAACAGCUAGUUUGAUUACACCAUUUUAACAAUAUAUUUUUUAUAUAUAUUUUUCUUGAAUGGACUAUCUGUUUGAGAUAGAUUUUUUUUUUAAUGACACACUGUUUAUAUGUACAUUGGAUUGAUUCUUCAAUAGUUGACUUUAUUUUAUUUUAUUAUGACAAGCUGACCCUGUAGUAAAAUAUCUUGUAGUAAAUAAUGAAUGACUACUAUUUGUUUCCUUGAGAAGCUAAUCCAGCCAUAGAGUAUGUGCGUGUAUGUGUUUGUGAGGGGUGCAUUUUUUCAAGGAAAUAAUGUCAUAUAGCAUAAUAGUAUUACUUGUAAGAGUUCAAAUACUUUUAUGAAAGAAAUUGGACUUCAAGGUCAGGGUUUAUCUUUAAAUAGUUAAGUAAAAUUUAAAGAAGAAGAAAAUAAAAAUCUGACUAGCAACAGUCGAUCGCGUCUCAUUUAUUUGCAAUGUUAUUAGCACUAUGUCUAAUUUUAAAUGAUUAUUUGGAGUUAAAAUGAGUUUAUUCAUUUGAGAGUUUACACAUGUAUAUAUUUUUAAACCAAGAGUAUCGUAAUGAUUGUGUGUGUUCCCCCCCCUGGUUGUGUUUAUAUAAUAGUUUAAAUAGUUUGAUUUUUUCCUGUAAAUGAAAUUGUUUUAACAGCAGAUGCUGGUUUUUAAAAAAAGCACCUUUUUUCUUUUUUACUAAAUUUUUUCUUAGCUACGAAUCAAGUCUAUAUGAUAAAAAAAAUGUAUGAUAAUUAUCUUUAUAAGGGGUAAUGGAAAUUAUAUUACCUGAGUUAUAUAUCCAUAAAAAAGAAUGGACAAAAUGAUAUAAUUUUAUAUCUCCUAGCCAUUGAAACAGGGGGCUUGGGUUAUAUGGCUACUGAAAAUAUUGAAAUCGCAACAGUCUAACUAACCAUUUAAUAUUUAAUCAAGAUCUUUAAAGUCUUUUGGAGUUUAAUUUUGUUCUAUUAUUAUUAUAUAUAUAUAAAUGGAACUGCAAAUAAAAAGCAAUAUUUUACUUGUAUCCAUUUUCAGAAAUCCUUAAAUUUAUCUUCAACAAUGGCUAAUCAAGGUAAAGAUGUUGAUCUUCUGCUUAUCGGUAAAACUGGGAACGGGAAAAGUGCUCUAGGAAACAUGCUUCUUAAACGAGACUUGUUCGAAAGCAAGGCGGUGAUGACCUCUGUUACAAAACGCAUGCAGAUUAAUCAUUCUGAUUUCUACGGUCGUGUCAUCACGGUUGUUGACGGCCCUGGUAUUGGAGACACUGACCUAGACGCUGAGGCCGGUAUUAAACUUGCUGUUGAUUCCAUAAAACUCAGCAUAGCGGCCAGUCCAGAUGGUUAUCAUGCUUUUCUAUUGGUUGUUAGGUUUGGGGGAAGAUUCACGAAAGAAGACAAGAAAACCAUCGACAUUUUGAAGGGAAUUUUCGGAACUGAUUUUGUAAAAAAAUAUUGCAUUCUGUGUAUGACAUGUGGAGACAACUACAAGGAAAAGGAAAGUUUUAGAGAUUGGUGCAAGGCUCAAACGGGUGUUUUUGACAAUUUAGUCAAAGAGUGCAAUGGUAGAGUUGUACUGUUCGACAACAUUACAAAAGAUUCUAAAAAAAUUGAUAAACAAAUAAAUGAACUGUUAUCACUUGUAGAUGGAUUGGCUGCUUCUGGACAUCGGUAUAGAGAUGACCAUUUUAGAAAAGCUCAAAAAGAAAGAGACCGCAUUAUGGUUGAGGCAAAAGUGCCAAUGAUUCAAAGAAAAACAAUGAAGGAAGCCAGUCUCAUCAUUCAAAAAUUGGGUAAGUUUAACGUGCAGGAGCCACAGCAAAGAUUGAAAGCGCUUGAAGGACUUGCACAAAGAGCACAAAUCCUGGUAGACAGUGUCCUGGCUCAAGAUAAAGGCACCGGCGCUUUGAAAGUUAUUAUCAACAACGCUAGGAACAUUCAAGGCAACGUACAAGAACAAAUAAGAAUUACAAAGAAUGCAAUAGACAACGAAGUAAAGAGACGGGAGCAUAAAGCAGAGAUGGACAGAUUAAAGGCACAGCUGGAAAAACGCUUACAGGAACAAAAAGAAGGGGAUAGAAGAGCUGCGGAGGCUAAAAUUGCUCAGAUUGAAAAAGAAGAGCAUGAAAGGCGGGCCAGAAUGGACGAAAUGGUGCGAGGAAUGAUGAGAAAGACACAACAAGUUGAGAAAGAGUAUGUUCAGGUU
Lymnaea stagnalis (great pond snail) is the source of this 2344-nucleotide messenger RNA. The record is from the annotation of a GenBank genome assembly. Lineage: Eukaryota; Metazoa; Mollusca; Gastropoda; Lymnaeidae.